This is a messenger RNA of Paramecium octaurelia, 983 nucleotides long. Lineage: Eukaryota; Ciliophora; Oligohymenophorea; Peniculida; Parameciidae. The record is from the annotation of a GenBank genome assembly.
AUGAGUUUGCAAUCAUUCUAAGAUACAUUUUGUGGUGCUGUAGCUGGUUUUUCCUUUCGUUUCUUCGGACAUCCAUUCGAUACAGUGAAGGUGAGAAUGUAGAUGAACGAUAAGAAGAGGUCAUUUGUGUCGUCUGCAAUAAAGAUUUUUCAUAAGGAAGGAGUAAUACUUUGUGUGUAUUUUAGAUUUUUGCAUACUACAAAGGGAUGCUAUCUCCGUUGCUGGCAGACAUUCCAUCCAAUGCUGUAUUGUUUGGGAUAUAUGAAUACGUUUUCAGAUAAAUAUGCUCGAAUAGCCAAGAAAAGAAACCUUACUUUCUAGAAUGUUAAUUAAUAAAUUUAAAUGAUAGGGUUCAUGGCAGGAGGAGUGGCUGGCAUAGGAUAUGCAAUAGUAGUAUGUCCAGCUGAAAUGACAAAAUGCGUAUUGCAAAUGUAAAAGGAAUAUUUACACAAGCAAUUUAAGUCUCCAUUUCAAUGUUUUGCAUAUGUUGUAAAAAAUUAUGGCAUAGGCUCAGUAUUCAAGGGUCUUGUUGCUACAAUUUUGAGAGAUAUUCCACAAAAUGCAAGUACAAUUGAUUGAUAAUAAAUAGCUUUCUUUGCAACUUAUGAAUACUCAAAAUAUAUAUUUAGUAAAAAUGGUGAUUUACCAUUUUAUGGAGCUUUAAUAAGUGGAGCAUUAGGAGGAUUCACAUGUUGUUUAGCCUCAUAUCCAAUGGAUGUCGUAAAAACACAAUUGCAAGUUGAAAUAAAGGAAACUUUACAAAACAGAAAGUUUAAGCCAAGAUUUUACGAUGGUGGUGUUACAGAAUGUGUGAAAUACAUUUGGCAAACUCAAGGUUACAAAGGUAUUAUUCUAAUGUAGAAAUAGGAUUUUGGAGUGGAGUUGAAAGUUGCAUAAUUUACUACAUGGUUGGGUGUGCAGCAUAAUUCACAGGAUAUUAUUAUGCACAAUCACUAUUAACAAAUUAUUCAAAAUAACAUUGA